GAUCUGAUAUAUGUGUGCGUGCCGCAACAAGAGGUCAUUUGAACGCGGGUGGUGGAGAAACACACACAGCGCACGCUUGUUGGAACCCGCGUCCAUAGCCUAUAUUCGCUUUUUCCUAUCCGUGACAGAGGCUGCAAAAAAAAUGACGAUCAAGAAAAGUAAAACCGUCGUUUUUGAAAGACGUGCAGGGGAUUUAACUGCGUUGUAUUGUAUGAAUGAUUGGAUGAUUGCAGUGGUGUUGGCUAUUAUUGCCAUGAUGUCUGUAUGGGCUGCACUCAUCAUAUACAGAUAUAUACAGACAGAGAGAGGUAAAAGAAGAAGGAAGGUUGAUGACGACACUAUUUUGGAAACUGAAAAGGACGAAAAUGAGACGAGAAACGAAGAAAAAAUACUAUCCUGUGUCGAGUCAACAGAGGAGGGUGAAGAAGUGGCGCCAGAGACACUGGAGAGCUGGGAUGGAGAGGAAUGGAAGAGAGAGCCAAUGGAAUGGAUUCCAACAACCAGUGAGAAUGUAGAACCCUUUGAGGAGAUCCCAACAAUAACCAAUGAGGAUGUAGAACCCGUUGAGGGAAUCUCAGCAACAACCAAUGAGGGGAUCCCAACAACCAAUGAGGGUGUAGAACCCAUUGAGGGGAUCCUAACAACCAAUGAGGGUGUAGAACCCAUUGAGGGGAUCCCGACAAUAACCAAUGAGGAUGUAGAACCCAUUGAGGGGAUCUCAUCAACAACCAAUGAGGGUGUAGAACCCAUUGAGGGGAUCCCAACAACCAAUGAGGGUGUAGAACCCAUUGAGGGGAUCCCGACAAUAACCAUUGAUGAUAUAGAACCCAUUACGAGGAUCCGAACAACAACCAAUGAAGAUUUAGAACCCAUUAAACAGAUCCGAGCACGGACCAAUGAGGAUCUACAACCCAUUAGACGCAUCCGAACACUAACCAAUGAGGAUCUAGAACCAAUUAGACGGAUCCGAACAGCAACCAAUGAGGAUCUACAACCCAUUAGACGCAUCCGAACAACAACCAAUGAGAGCGAUGGUCCUUACACGUGGGAGUCAUAUGCUGAGUGGCAGAUCGUUGAGGAGUUUCACCUCGGCUCUCAACCUCAAGAGCACUGUGAAGGCAUAUGUCAGCACUAUGACGGCUUAUGUCAGGUCUGUGGAGGCUUGUGUCAUUGCAGUGAAUGCUUAUGUCAGUUCUACGAAGGCUUAUGUCAGGACGACGCUGAGUCCCAGACUGACCUUACCGUGGAUCAAGAGGAGCAGGCUUCUACCAGUCACUAUUCCCUCAGUGACAUAAACUAUCAAUCUGGACAUGAGAAGGAUACCGACGUGUAUAACCAGGACGAGGAGGGUUUGAAGGAAGUUGAACUGAGUGACGAUUGUCAAUGUGAGAGCACAGAGGAGGAGUCCGAGGUAAACCAUCCACAUGCCUUUGCCAUCAAGCCUCAGAGAGAUCUGGAAGAGCUCAAUGAAAAUCUCCCUGACAUGAUAUUGACUGACUCUGACCUUACAGAACCUGACCAUGUGUGUUAUACAGAGAUACAGGAAGUAGAAGACCCCGAUGAUGACAUGACCAGCCAUGCUGUCUUUUCCAAUGAGCCUCAGGAAGAGAGGCCGGAGAUGACAUUGACUGACACUGAACAUGUGUCGGAUAAAGAGCGAGAGGAAGUAGAAUAUCUGGAUGAUGAUAGACACAGCCAUGUUGCUUUUGCCAAAGUCCAGGAAAGUGAAAAUCUCCCUGAGAUGAGAUUGACUGACACUGACCGGAUAGAACCGGAACAUGUGUAUGAGGUGGAGAGAGAGGAAGUGGGAGUAGAAUAUCCAGAUGAGUUAAUCACUGAAGGUCCAGAACAUCCCAGUGAAAACAUCACUGAGAUAUUGAGUGACACUGACCUCCAACAACCUGGCAAAUUAUGUGAAGAAGAAAUACAGGAAGUAGAAUGUACAAGUCAUUAUAUGGACAGCCAGGUUGCCUUUGUCAGGGACACUCAGGAACCAGAACAUCCCAAUGAAUAUCUACCUGACAUGAUAUUGACUGACACUAAAACUGAAGAACUUGACCGUGUGUGUGAUACAGAGAUACAGGAAGUAGAAUGCCCAGACAUUGAGGCAAACAAUCAUGUUACCUUUGACAAUGAGCCUCAGGAUGAAAAUCUGGACUUGAGUGACACUGGCCAUGUGUGUGAUUCAGAGAUACAGGAAGUAGAAUACCCAGGCGCAGACAUGACCUGCCAUGUGCCAUCAGUCUCUGAGAGGACAGUGGAAGACGAUAUGAAAGAGGCUAUGGUAGAGGAUCUUGACAUGGAAGCUAUGGUACAGGAUCUUUGGAGGAAGGAAUAUGUCAUUGACGGGUUGAGCCAGCCGACCGAUGUUAGAGACACCCAUGUGGCUGAGAGGAAAGGAGACAUCGUUGAUAAUAACAGCAAGGACACACGUGUAGAGGAGGAGAAGAAAAGACAGAGUGAUGAGACACGGAUAGAGGAGAGUUAUGAGAAAGUUGAAAUUAACAUAAUGGAAGCCACGAUGGACUAUAAUGAAUGGAUGACAGUCAGCGGCACAGAAGACAACAGCGACUCUCCAUGGGUGAGGAUAAGCCACUCGUCCGUCGAAUGCUCUUCUGCUGAGGCGGAGCAUCAUCCCACAGAAACGCAUCACAAUUCAGAUGAUCCAACGGUGGCUAACGCAACCGCAUUCAAGGAGGUCAAAGAAACAGGAACCAAACCUGUAUCGCUAGAUGGAGACCUGCGUAGGAAUAAGAAGAUGGCAGCUGUGCUUCCUAUCAAACCCAAUACUGUACGAGUGAGGUUCUGUGUUCACUACCGCACCCAGUCUCCCUGGCAGGAGCUGGCUGUGACAGGGAACCAGCAGGAGCUGGGGAGCUGGACGGGCUUCGUUCCGCUGGAGAGAGCCCAAGACGGGUUCUGGGCCAGCUGGGUCGUCCUCCCCGCGGAGAAGCAGGUGGAAUGGAAGUUGGUGCUGGUGGAAGAAGGAGAGAUUCUACGCUGGGAGGAGGGUGGUAAUAGACACCUGGAGACAGGUUGGGGUGGUGGAGAGGUGUAUCUCAACGAGUGGUGGGGCAGCCUCUGAGUGACAGGUUCCUACUGGGCACCAGCUGGUUGGAACAACGCUGUUGUACACCAAAAAUAUACACUGCUCAAAAAAAUAAAGGGAACACUAAAAUAACACAUCCUAGAUCUGAAUGAA
This is a messenger RNA of Salvelinus sp. IW2-2015, 3202 nucleotides long. RefSeq lists its product as uncharacterized. Gene Ontology annotation, cellular component: membrane. Lineage: Eukaryota; Metazoa; Chordata; Actinopteri; Salmoniformes; Salmonidae. Gene Ontology annotation, molecular function: starch binding. The record is from RefSeq and is a predicted model, not a curated record.